AUGGUUUAGUUUAGUAAGAAGAGUCCUCGUCAGCAAGCUUUACUAUGGCUGCCAGCCAAAGCUAGGAGGUUACCAACCAAAUAUUGCAAGGAAAGAAGACAUCGUUAUGAACCUACACAAAUCGUGGAGCGAACUGGUCAACAAGUCUAACAAACUUCAGGAUCACGCGAAUAGAAGAAAUGCAGGGGAGGAGAUAUCGUUAGAAAACAAACUGAAACAGUUUGAAGCACAGAAGAAAGUUAGCGAGAGGAACUUGGAUAUGGAGAUCAAAUAUGUAAUAGACAAGCAGCGGAGGUUGGGACACAGGACCUUCUGUCUUCCUCAAGAACUAGACUUGGUUCCAGCUCCGGGCACCCCUCUCAAGAAACGUAUACUCAGGGCGGGGAAAAUAGACAGAGUAGACUUGGAGGUGGACACUAAAAGUGUCAUGAGCGACCAGCCCCGGGCUAAACGAGCUAGGAUCAACUCCGCUGCAUCUACAGACUAUGAUUUAGCGCGAUACAACACGAUGGAGGUACUUGCACCUGAAACCACAGUAAUGAACGUUAUUUCGAGUGAAAUGACGAGACCAAGAGGAGUCAUUACCAAACCAAGAAAUGGCGUCAUAUCAGAAUUUGUGGAAAAUCAGGAAACGUAUAAACAGGAGAUAAACAUCCAGAGAUGAACAUGAGGAAAACACUGCCGACAGAUUAUAUGCAAUCAAAAUCAAAAUGAACAUUGUAAUGUCUGGUUUUGGCUAAAACUGAAAGU
Messenger RNA from Bolinopsis microptera, 750 nucleotides. RefSeq lists its product as uncharacterized. Bases 107 to 664 code for a protein of 185 amino acids. The transcript has 6 exons. Lineage: Eukaryota; Metazoa; Ctenophora; Tentaculata; Lobata; Bolinopsidae. The record is from RefSeq and is a predicted model, not a curated record.